AUGGCACCAAGACGUCCUCCCCCUCCACCUGUCAAACGUGAUGUGCCUGAUAACACAAGGUUGUUGGAAUCAGUGAUCGAAAGGCUCCAACAGCAGAACACGGUUUUGAUGCAGCAGAACGCGGCUGCUUUACAGAGUUUGGAAGACGCUCGCGCAAAUUCUGAAGCGACCCAAAGGCAACUGAUGGAGAUCAUUGCGACCACUAGGGGUACGCCCGAAGCAUCUGCUUCAAACGCUACUCAUCAGGCCGAGUGGAGUUUGGAGAAUUUUCUGCAGCAUCGUUCGGCCAAGUUUGAUGGGAAGUGCUUUCCUGACGAGGCAGACCAGUGGCUCGGUGACAUGGAGCAGAUCUACAAUGCCAAGAGAUGUCCGGACGACAACAGGUUGGCGUUCACUGAGUAUCUACUGACUGGAGAGGCCAGUCACUGGUGGUCGAGCGUUAAGAUGAUACUGACGGACGCUCAAAGUCCCAUUUCCUGGGAAGUCUUCAGGGACAAGUUUUAUGAGGAGUACUUCUCAGAUAGCGUGCGUUUCGGUAAGGAAGUGGAGUUUCUUCAGUUGGUGCAAGGUGGUAUGUCCGUUUCUGAGUACACCAACAAGUUCAAGCAUCUGGUUCGUUUCAAUACUAUGGCUACCAGUGAAGUAUGGCAGUGUAGGAAGUCGAAAAUGGGCUGA
Molecule: messenger RNA, 675 nt
Organism: Vigna angularis (adzuki bean)
Lineage: Eukaryota; Viridiplantae; Streptophyta; Magnoliopsida; Fabales; Fabaceae
Exons: 1
Coding region: 1-675 (224 amino acids)
Source: RefSeq, a predicted model, not a curated record